Molecule: messenger RNA, 2400 nt
Organism: Aegilops tauschii subsp. strangulata
Lineage: Eukaryota; Viridiplantae; Streptophyta; Magnoliopsida; Poales; Poaceae
Product: chitinase CLP
Biological process (GO): proteolysis
Molecular function (GO): aspartic-type endopeptidase activity
Source: RefSeq, a predicted model, not a curated record
UCCUCUAUUUUCAGAAAUGUCCUAGAAAAUAUACCUGGAUAAAUAUGUUCAGUAAAUGUUGGCAUAUUUGGUUGCCUGUUCAGCCUUCCGACGUCUGUAUCCCAAACUCUAUUGGUUUUUUUUUUUCACACAAAAAAACUCUAUUGAUUUUUUAACUAAUGGGGAAAAGAAGUGGUAAUAAGACCAAGAACUUGGUGGAGAGCAUGCACGCGCUGAUCUUCCAUUGCUCCAUCACAAAAGGAAAAUCAUCACCGACACCACCGAUCACUAAUCUCUAUAGUCAACCCAAUCUUGGAUGGCGCCUCGACGUCGUGCCCGGAUGACUUCCGAUGAUGAUAACAUAGAGAACACUCAGAAUCCUCCAGCAAACAUCAUCUCACACGUAUGCCUGCAUUGCCCGGCCGCCCCCACCAUAAAUGAGCUUUGCAAAUCUAGCAUUCUCGCCGCAACCUGACCUGCUCGCACCAAUGGCAGCCGAAAUGCGGCAACCCAAACCCCUCCACUUCCUCCUCCUCCUCGCCACCGCCUCGCUCUGCGCGCUGGCGCGCACGGUGAAGGCGGCAGGCGGCGGCGGCAUGCCGCUGGUCACGGCGAUCACCAAGGACGCGGCCACCUCGCUCUACACCGCACCGCUCAGGGACAACCGCCCGCUCGUCCUCGACCUCUCCGGCCCCAUCGUCUGGACCACCUGCGACGGGCCCUCCCAUGACACGCUCGACUGCAGCAGCCACGCCUGCAUGCGCGCGCACCGGUUCCAGCCGCCCAACUGCCCGCAGACCGGCUACGGCGAGCCCGACGCCCGCAACCGCUGCAAGUGCACCGCGCAGCCGCACAACCCCGUCUCCGGCGACACUGCGUCGGGGGACGUGACGCGCGUCACGCUCUCCGCCAACGCCACCGACGGGAAGAACCCUCUGUAUGAGGUGUCGUUCACCGCCGUGGCAUCCUGCGCGCCGGGCUCGCUCCUGGCGAAGCUGCCGGCGGGGGCGGCCGGCGUCGCAGGGCUCGCGCGCUCGGACCUCGCGCUCCAGGCGCAGGUCGCGGACACGCAGAAGGUCGGUAGCAAGUUCGCGCUCUGCCUCCCGAGCGCCGGCUCCGGCGCCGGCGUGGCCAUCUUCGGCGGUGGCCCGCUCUUCCUCCUCCCGCCGGGCCGGACAGACGUCAACGCGACCCUGGCAGGGUACACGCCGCUGCGCAAGCACGGCGAGUCCCCCGGGUACUACAUCUCGGCCGACAAGGGCAUCGCCGUGAACCAGGCCCGGCUGCAGCUCGGCGACGGGUACGGCGCGCCGUUGGUUCUCGGGCUGUGCUCCACGAUCCCGUACACGGCGCUCCGGCCAGACGUGUACCGUGCGUUCAUCAAGGCGUUCGAUGCGGCCACGGCGGAGAGGGCGAGGAUCACGCCGGCGGUGGCACCGUUCGAGCUGUGCUACAACUCGACGCAGCUGGGGUCGACGCGGCUGGGCUACGCCGUGCCGCAGAUCGACCUGAUGCUGGAGGGCGGCAGGAACUGGACGGUGUUCGGCGGCAACUCCAUGGUGCAGGUGAGCGCCGACACGGCGUGCCUCGCCUUCGUGGAGAUGAAGCAGGGGGAGGCGGACAAGCAGGGCGAGUCGCCGGCGGCGGUGAUCGGAGGGUUCCAGAUGGAGAACAACCUGCUGGUGUUCGACGAGGAGAAGCAGCGGCUCGGCUUCAGCUCUCUGCUCUGGGGCAGGCAGACGACGUGCAGUAACUUCAAUUUUACCAUGGCUGCCUAGAUAUGACAUCGUGUGCUGCCUGCGUGGUUGUAUGUGUGCAUUGUGUUUUUUUGUUUUUUUGCUCUCUAUAUAAGUGAUUGUAUUCUCUGAAAUCGGAACUUGCCGUUUGUUUGUAAGAGCAUCUUCAACAAACAGCCGUGCAACGCGCGGCGCGUUAAAAAUCAGAAUACAACGCCGGGUGAGCCAGCUUUUGCGCAUGGCGGUGCGCUAGCUCUGCGGCCGCCGCAAUAUAAAGCGCGCCCGAGCCGCUCCAGCAGGCGCGCUAUAUUUCAUCGGUUUUUUUUCCUUUUACGCUUACUAUGUGAACUACGAUUCGAUACAUAUUUGGUUCUGAUAGUAUAAAUAUGGAGAUAGUUCGUCAUAUAGCCUGCUUCUACGAUACAAAAUAGUGUGUAGAUAGUUCAUAGUCUUCUCCUACGAUAGAUAGUUCAUAGUCACAUAGCCUGCUUCUAUGAUACAAAAUAAAACGAAAAACUACUACUACUCGUCAUUCUCCGACUCGGACUCUGCCUCGGUGUUGUCCUCCUCCGACGUCUGAGCGUAGGCUUCAAGGAACCGCUCGUCGCUGGAGUCCCAGGACGAUACAUCUCCUAGCGCGAUGUUGUAUUUAGCGUCUGCCUUCCGCGUUUGCUUGUCCUCGCGA